Penicillium riverlandense is the source of this 243-nucleotide messenger RNA. RefSeq lists its product as uncharacterized. Bases 1 to 243 code for a protein of 80 amino acids. NCBI's taxonomy places the organism in Eukaryota, Fungi, Ascomycota, Eurotiomycetes, Eurotiales, Aspergillaceae. The record is from RefSeq and is a predicted model, not a curated record. The transcript has a single exon.
AUGAAUGUGCUGAUUGUGGACUUGUACUACACAACCCCGGCCACGGCUAUGGCCGCGAACAACCUGGUGCGCUGCUGUCUCGGUGCGGGCGCCGCCGCUGCGGUGAACCCAUUGAUUGGGCGGGUAGGUGUGAAGUAUGCUUAUAUUGUCGUGUCAAGCGUUGUAGCGGUGGUGAUUCCGUUGCUCAUGCUUGUUUAUUCUAAGGGCUGGGCGUGGCGACGAGCACAAAUGGAGCCGCCCUAG